AUGUCGCAGCUUGUCAAUCACAACAGUUCAAACUCAUACAGGCAGUCUGGCUUUGCGAACCGGAUGGGUUGGGGCUUGCGCCCAGCUGUCAUUGUCAUUGAUGUUUGCAAGGCAUACUUUACGGAAGGAUCGCCCCUGUCCUUGUUAGCAAAUCCUGAAGGCGCAUCAUCUCCAGAGUCCAUUCGAAGGCUGCUUACGGCUGCUCGGAUAGGUAAUGUUCCAGUGAUUUGGACCAAGGUCGAAUACUCCCGACCAGACAUGGCAGAUGCAGGACUCUUCUGGCGAAAGGCAAAGGUCUUGGACGUCUGGUUAAAAGGGGACCAACGUGGCUUAGAUGACUGCCUAGAAGGACUUAAACCAGACGAAGGCGACGUGAUCGUGGUUAAAAAGUAUCCGUCGGCGUUCUUUGCCACCACUCUUGCGUCAGAGCUGCAGUGUAUGAAUGUUGAUACCCUUGUUAUCUGUGGGGUGAGCACUUCAGGCUGUGUCAGGGCGACAACAUUAGAUGCUAUGCAGCAUGGCUUCCGUCCGAUGGUGGUGGGAAGCGCAUGCGGGGAUCGGACACCUGAGAUUCAAAAUGCGAAUUUGUUUGAUUUGGAUGCGAAUCCCCUGCCUGCCAACAUAUAUUUUCCAGCAAUCCCGACAUUAAGCAAAGAGUUUGGGGUCUCGAUAGAGGCCAUGAAUUUGACUGUGACAGUAUACUUGGCAAUGCAAGGAGUCUCCCCGAUGCUCUGGGGCCCUUUGUCUGAUCGAUAUGGCCGUCGUCCAAUCUUCUUGGUUUGUUUGAGCCUCCUUGUGGGGUCUUGUAUCGGUCUUGCCUUGACGCCGAACAAUGCAUUCUGGUUGCUUCUCCUUUUACGAGCGGUUCAGGCAGGAGGGUGUGCGAGCGCGAUUGCCUUAGGCGCUGGAGUCAUUGGCGACAUUUCAAGCCCAGACGAAAGAGGAGGUUUCUUCGGGAUGUUCAAUCUUGGUCCUAUGCUGGCGCCCUGCGUUGGGCCUGUGAUCGGAGGCAUCCUUUCGGAUCAACUAGGUUGGCGAUCAAUAAUGUGGUUCCUAACCAUCUUCUCAGUAAUCUCCCUGUUAAUACUUCUUUUGUUUUUGCCAGAGACAAUGAGAGCAAUAGUUGGGAAUGGCAGUAUCAAGCCACUAAAGGCCGUUCAUUUUGCCUGGAUACCCGUGGUGCCCAUUGGAACUCGUCAAAUAGCACUACAAGCACCGAGCCCCAACAAUGCCAUAUUGAAUCCCUUUAUCUUCUUUGUAUAUCCGGAUGUGCUCAUUACACUGCUCUACACGGGGGUCGUGUACGCGGUCAACUACACAAUUACGGCGACAAUAUCUUCAGCCUACGUCGAGCUAUAUCCCUUUCUCUCGGAGACUACUCUUGGUCUCUGUUACCUAUCGACAGGAGGUGGUAUGAUGCUUGGAUCGACCAUGACGGGCAAAAUGUUGGAUUGGGAAUUCAAAAGGAUGAAGAAGCGGUGCGUCACUCCAGAAAGGCAUAGCGAUGGAUCUGGCGAAGUGUCGGGCGAAGGCGGUUUCUCCAUCGAGCGAGCACGACUACGCACGAUGCCAGGAUUUAUCCUCAUCUUUCUAGGAGCCAUUGCAAUGAACCUACUCACAAGAAAGUCGUCGAAUAAAAGCGCCGGUGGGUCUACCCGAGAGACACGAAGCAGUUCUGCCGACAGAGGUGAUGCAGGAAAUAAACCAUCGCUAUUGCAUCGACUGGGUCGAAGGAAUAGUGGAAGUAGGGAACGCGAGUCGACGAGUGAGCACGAUUCGACGCACCUCCCAAAGAGUCGCGGACUACCUCGUCUGAGCGCUGAUCCUAUCGAAAAGGCGUUUCAACCUGAGAUCACGGAGGUACAUCCAGAAACCAGCAAUCAGCCAGCUACGCCAACACAGGAUAUUGCCAACCAGCACCCGGAACAAUCUCCCAUCAUCGGACAAGCAGUAACAACAGUUGGUCAGGUCAAAGCCGAGGCUUCUACGCGCCCUGAACCACAAGCACGUGCGAAGUCUCACAAGAUCUCCGGAAAGGGCUUGACCAAAGACGAUGUGCACCAGUUGUUCUCCGGCGCGCCACAGUUUGUUCUGGAAAAGGGUCGUCGUGGGCGGUAUUUCCCGCAGGCUUUCUUCCCGUGGAACAACGACCUCGACAUUUCGGACUUGCAAGAUAGGAGAUAUCUCCGCCACGAAAGCUUUGCACUGGCAACGCUGCAUGCUCAUCUUCCUAUCCCAGAUGAAGUCCAUCGGUCAUCGUCCAAGGCAGAUCCGCCGUCAAAACUGGAUAAACUCGGCACGGGCAAAAGGCCUAUGUUUGAAAUCGGUGUCUUUGAACGACCCAACAUGCUCAGUGUGGACGGCAAAGAGCCAGGUACAGUGGGAAUGCGCUAUUUCCUCGAGCGUCCAGUGGCAGAUGGCCUUCAAGACGACAAGGUUCGAGAACACGGCAAAGAUAUCGAACUCGACCUUUCUCUUGCCAAUGCUCCAACCUUGGAAGCGUUCAAGAUGCUCGCGAUAGGGAGGGAGAGCGAAGACUUGAACGCUAAGAUUGGUAAACAUGCCCCGACCCAAGAUCGUGUCAAGCUCUUUCAGGGUGGGCCGCAUGUCUGGAGAUCGGUUGGGGUGCGAGACAUUACCAUGGAAUUGCUUGCGCACCGGCUCGAGGUCCUUCACCAUUUGCGGGAUGAGGUUGUUGAGGGGGGAUGGCGGACCACCAUCCUUGAUCGUUUCACCUCCUCCGAGCUCCAUCAUCAUCUCUUCUCGAUGAUCCUGUUCCCUCCCAAGAAAUUGGGUCAUGAAGUUCCACCCGACAAGGAAGGGCUCAAAGUUCAAAUUGAAGCACUGGUCAAAGUCCUUACCACUCCUGGAGCGUGGCUCGACCUAAGCGUACCAGAAGCGAGGCUGCGAUUUGGCAAGAUUCUCCACAGUCGAACAACGUAUUAUGAUCACGACACUGGACAUAUGACAGUCGACCCAGAGAGGAAAUGGCUCUUGAUUCAAAUGUUGCUCGCCGUCGAACUGGUAGUUCGAUUGGAUGCGGCAUUGAGACUAGGAGUGGCUCUGCAUUCCGAGUCAUUCGAACUUAAGAGUGACGAAAUUCAUCACUUCAACAAACUUCGGACUCUCAAAGUUGACUGGGAUCUUGUUGCUGCUAGACGCUUCAUAGGACUGAGCUACGUCAAGACAAUCCGUCCAAAGUCAAAGCCAUCUGUGGCUUCCACGGCAACAUCUCCUCCUCCGAGACCAGGCGCUCAACACCAUGGGAGCUUCUUGGGGAAGCUCUUCUCCCACAGCGAUGAAGAACGCAAGGCCAGCACUGCGCCAAGCCAUGACGACUGUGAUAUUACCAUCCUCCCAAGACAGCCAGAGGUCAUGGUAGAGGGUUUGAUACGAUUUGCCGAUUUUAUUGGUUGGCCUCGAAGCCAGGAAGUGCGGGCGCGCCUCAGCGAGAAAUUGUGUCAAGUGGAUAUUGAGGAGAGGGAGAGGUUUCUGAUGGACGCGAUGACAUGCGAGAGCCAGGCCGACACCCACAACAAGAGCCGUUCUGUCGGGGCGACCCGUCGAUUGGGAGAUUUCUACAUUGACUUGCAUGCAGCAACUCCCACCACAAUUGGGGGAUGGGUCUCCCACAGUUGGCUGUCGGGACUUAUUCUGCCCGGGAACUCAAUCUGUGACAUUCUCAUUGGCACGCUCUUGGAGAAUGAUACAGCACCUCAUCUGGUUCGAACGUUGGGUUGGGAAGGAAGCCACCCACUCCGUGGUUCGGGCUUUAUCUGCGAUGGAAGCAGUUGGUGGUCUAAAUCGAGUAUCGUGGGACGGGUUAUGGCAGCUAGCCAUGGCACUAAGGAGUCGAUGGGGUGGAUUUGGGUGCCGAAUUUUGUGCCGCUAUACGAAGCCACCAAGCAACCGCUCGUGGACCGGUGGGUGAAGCUCAAGACCUAUCCGGUUGCAACCACGAGAUCACGACCACGCAUCUUUGACGGCGACCGACUGGCCGAAGACAGCACCCCAUUGGGAGUCGGGAAAGGCGGUAUCAUGAGCAGCGAAUUCAGCAUGCUGACGGAUCAUGUUUUGGAUCAUGAGGACAAGACGCAGAUUGAAGUGAGAAAAGUCGAGGUCCAUCUUGCCAGCAGCAAUGCCACCGAUUCGAGCCCAGAACAUCCUCUCUCAGCUUGGGCUUCGUUCGAGCUGCUGUUGUCGUGUCCGCCACCAGCAGAGGACUCUGGACUUUCCCCCCGCGUCGUCUCUAAACAGGUGAGGUACGGCCUGGAUCGCGCGGUCUACUUUGUCACAGCUUUUCCAUGUCGACUUCCUCACGGGCACGCGACGUUUGCUCCGGGUUCUAGCGAUGCAACUUAUGAGCAGACAAGACCUCCCCCCAAACACCAAGCACACGAACACAUCCCGGCUCAUCCUCUUCACUCGACCUACAAAUAUGAAGCCAAGACGCUCUCAGACAUUAUUGGGGUCGACAACGAGGGACGUGGGCUUGACCACGUGGCAGAGCCUCCAAAUCCUUGUGGGAGACAUGAUUCAGAGGUGUGGGUCAUCGACGCCAGGUCUGUCCUGCCGCCACAUCACCACGACACCAUAAGCCUCUCGAGCAGUGUGUCGAACAGUUCUGCAGUGACUGAUACGUCUGUGGAAACUGCGAUGCCUUGUCCAGAUGGAUCCGAGACUUACACUAAGAUCUGUGGCAAGGAAAUCCUGGCUCGAAGUUGGUGUGCUGAGAAGGGUCGAAAUGCAAUCAUAGCUCGGGUAGGACGUACCUGCCUAUCCUGUGCGAUCCGCGAGGCCAAGGCAUUGGAAAUCAGUGUGGUCAUACGAGUUGGGGCGAAGGAUUGA
Molecule: messenger RNA, 4848 nt
Organism: Exophiala mesophila
Lineage: Eukaryota; Fungi; Ascomycota; Eurotiomycetes; Chaetothyriales; Herpotrichiellaceae
Exons: 9
Coding region: 1-4848 (1615 amino acids)
Biological process (GO): transmembrane transport
Molecular function (GO): transmembrane transporter activity
Source: RefSeq, a predicted model, not a curated record